Messenger RNA from Triticum aestivum (bread wheat), 1398 nucleotides. RefSeq lists its product as uncharacterized. Lineage: Eukaryota; Viridiplantae; Streptophyta; Magnoliopsida; Poales; Poaceae. The transcript has 5 exons. The record is from RefSeq and is a predicted model, not a curated record. The coding region runs from base 283 to 789 and encodes 168 amino acids.
CUGUAGUUUUGCUUGCUUAUUUGACUCGCUGUUUUGAUUCAGCAGCAUUGAUUUUCAGAUAAUAUAGGAGAGUGGAAGGUUCAUGCUCAUUUUUCUUUUUUGUAUUUUUUCUUGUUCAUACUUAUACUAUUUUUUCUUGCAAAUCUGUACUAUUGAAAUAGAAAAAUCAUCUUGUGUUGUUCAGACCCAUAUACUUAUCCUACAAUAUGUGAAUGAAUGCUUAUAUUGGCAUCCUGCUGUAGAAAAUGGUUAGCUUAGCAGCAACUAUUGUGUCUUCUAAUUAUGUCGCCUCAAAUUUGUAGGAACGCUACUGUUGCUUUCGAAAUGCUAUUGGAUCUUAUAAAGAUUUUUGGACCUGUUAUUCAUUCAACAUUGUCAGCUAGCUCACUCUUUGGAGUAGAACUUCAAGCCGAACAGAGGUCUAAAAUUAUUUCUUUGAUGCGAGGUGCCAUGCUGUGGAUAACAUGGAGAUUAUCAAGGCGGAGCGGCGGUGAGUAUGGAGCUCAUAAUCAUCAGUUCAUCACCAUGAAGCGGAAGAAAUGGUAUAGCUUUGCCAUGCUGGACUUUGGCAGCCGCCGCUCCUCGGCAAUCAACGGGAGGUACAGCCGCUGCCACCACUCCUUCGCAGUGACGCAGGCCAGCGACAAGGAGGCUCGCAAUGGUGGGGGACGCAUCACCAUCUGCCGGAGAGGAGAAAGGCAUACCUACCCCUUAAUGAUUGAAAUCACUACUGUUGGGCCAAUUGAUGCUAGGUGUACAUUGAGAUGUUUCAGAAAAAUAGAUCCUUGAUGCUGGACAUAGUGCAAUGGUGAGAUCCACUUAUUUAUGAUGGCGAGGAUGAUUGUUGGGCUGGCAUGUGGAGCUGUACUAAUAAGCUAUGAGAAGGUCCUCACAUCACAACACCCGAGCAAGUCUGGCAAGGCUUGCUCGCCAUGGCCUACCACAUCGGCGAGACGGGGCGAGCACGUGAUCACCAUCAGCAGGUCCUUCGUCACAACACCCGAGCGAGCGAGAUGUUCAGACAAAGUUAUAUGAUACACUGCUAUUGACAUAUGUCGUAGAUGGAUGGUACAUAUCGUUUCUCUCCAUGUUACAAUUUCUGUGACCUCGGCAUUUGGAAGACAUGUCAUCCGAAUCGUCUAUCAUAACUGAACCAUUACUAUCACAAGCAUCUUACUUUUAGAAAUUCAUAUGAUGGUUCAGUUAUCUAUAUUAUGUGUGCCAUUUGUUACCUCUGAAAUAUAUAUUAUGUGUGCCCUGUCGUGUUGGUUUAUUUUUGGUGCCAAAAUGCUGCUGAGCAUUUGGUGUAACUGAUUGCACUACCCAUUUAGUGGUGUCUGGGCAUAUGUCAUGUAUUGGACACAACCAUGUUAUCUAUAAAGGCAAUUUUUUCGCUUC